AUGAAACGGAAUGAAUCUCAAAAAAGCGUCCAACGGAUACCGGUGAGGCGGCUCAGCGACCAGCUGCCUGCUCUCAAUCUACCUCUGCGCUCCAACUCCAUCACUAUCAGAGCGCUCGCACAACACUCCGCUUAUUUAGCUGAGAAGGCAUUAAGACAAGAGCAACAAGAAGAAGAGGAAAAAAGCCAAGCUGCUGCGGUAUCGUGGUGCAAGCUACUUAGGUUCGCGAAACCAUGGGAGAUCAUGGUGCUGUUGGUUGCCGCAAUGUUUGCCUGCAUAAACGGAUUGUUCGUGCCCGUCGGUGUCAUCGUCUACGGCGAGUUCACGUCGUUGCUGAUCGACAGAACCGUUAUGAAUGGCACCUCAACACCAGUUUUGACUAUUUCCAUGUUUGGUGGAGGCAGAAAGUUAACAAAUGCAUCAGCGGCAGAGAACAGAGCAGCAUUGAUUGAAGACUCUCAGGCGUUCGGAAUUGGAUGUUUUGUGUUCGCAUUUUUGCAGUUCAUUGUGGGGGUCAUCAGUAUUGACCUCUUCAACUACAUUGCACUUAAACAGAUUGAUAGAGUAAAAGAGAGAUUCCUUCAAUCUGUUCUACGUCAAGACAUAUCGUGGUAUGAUCUGAACACGACAGUCAACUUUGCUACUAAAGUUUCAGACGACGUUGAAAAGUACAGGGAGGGAAUAGGUGAGAAGGUGCCGAUGUUGAUAUACUUGGUGAUGUCGUUCGUGUUUGCCGUGAUGAUCUCCUUCUGUUACGGCUGGCAAUUGACCCUGGUCAUCCUCUCGUGCACGCCCGUAGUCAUAGCCACUACCGCUGUAGUAGCUAAGGUACAAUCAUCUUUAACUACGAGAGAAUUAAAAGCGUACAGUGUGGCUGGUGUUGUCGCUGAAGAAGUUUUGGCUGCCAUUAGAACAGUGGUAGCUUUUGGUGGUGAGAGGAAAGAGAUAACCAGGUACACAACCCGAUUAGAGCCAGCCAGAAAAAUGGGAGUGAUGAGGGGUGUGUACUCUGGGAUAGGUAGUGGGGUCAUGUGGCUCAUUAUCUACGCAACGUACGCUCUCUCUUUCUGGUAUGGCGUCGGUCUUAUUCUAGACAGCAGACAUGAUGAGAAGCCUAUCUACACUCCCGCCGUAUUGAUGAUUAUAUUCUUCAGCAUUCUCCAAGGUGCUCAGAACGUCGGCUUGACAGCGCCCCACAUGGAAGCAAUGAACGCGGCCCGUUCGUCGGGAGGUUCCAUUUUUGCCGUCAUCGACCGAAAACCGGAAAUAGAUAGCCUCUCCACUCAGGGCACCAAACCCGAGAUCAAAGGGGACUUGGCUCUGAAAGAAGUCCACUUUACGUAUCCGGCGAGACAAGACGUCAAGGUAUUAAAUGGCCUGUCGCUUAAAAUAAAUCAGAAUGAGACGGUGGCGCUGGUUGGACCGAGUGGCUGCGGCAAGUCGACCGUACUCCAGCUGCUGCAGAGAAUGUACGAUCCCGACCAGGGCAGCGUCACAGCGUCCGGGAACGAUCUGCGAAACGUCAACGUUAGACAUCUACGGAAUCAUAUCGCCGUGGUCGGACAGGAGCCAGUGCUGUUCGCUGGCAGUAUUAAGGAUAACAUUAGACUGAGCAAUCCAUCCUGCACGGAUGAUGAGAUUGUCGUUGCAGCAAAACAGGCUUACUGCCAUGAUUUUAUUAAAAAGUUGCCAGAGGGUUACAACACCCUGCUCGGAGAGCGUGGUGCCCAGCUAUCUGGUGGUCAAAAGCAGCGUAUUGCGAUCGCCCGAGCUUUAGUUCGGAAACCGAAAAUACUGCUGCUGGAUGAAGCCACAUCAGCGUUAGAUUCUCACAGCGAGGCUAAGGUGCAGAGAGCGCUAGAUUCGGCCUCUCACGGAAGGACCACCAUCAUGGUGAGCCACAGGUUGGCGACAGUUCUAAACGCGAAUCGUAUAGUGUUCAUCGAUAAGGGCGAGGUGGUGGAGCAAGGCACCCACGAGGAACUGCUGAAGCUGAAGGGCCGCUACUACCAGCUCGUGCUGCAGAACGAGCCCAGCGUGGGGCCCAGUGGCGCCGACCCCACCACAUCCGCGCACGAUCCUGAGAAACGUGAAUAUUAUAUACGCCAAUAUUAUAAAGAGGAAUUAGUUUGCAUUUAAUAGGCUCCGAAACUAUAGGACCAGUUUUAAAAAAAAUUUCAAGAAGCUACAUCGGGCGAAGUCGUGGGAUGGUAGCUAGUGUUUUAUAGAAAUUAAACGUUGGCACGAAGUUCGCGGAGUCAGCUACUUCGAUAUGCUCGGUUUCAACGACCGAAACUUCAGAAGUUGGCAUCCGAAGAGUCCAUGAUAAGUACUACCGAAGAUACGAUCUCCGAAGACAGCGUGGUGAUGGAACCGAAUCCGCCCAACGAGUUCAGGCCGACCACAUGGCAGAUCUUGAAACUUUGCGAACCGGAGAAGUAUCUGAUGAUCAUAGGAAUAGUGGCAGCCAUUGCUGUCGGCUCAUCCUUUCCCAUGUUUGCUGUGCUCUUCGGUGAAACUUAUGGCUUAUUAGAAAGUUCUGACGAGGACUGGGUGCGAGGGGAGACGAAUAUGAUUGCAGUAUACUUCCUCCUGGUGGGCCUGCUCACUGGAGUUGGAAUCUUCUUUCAAAUCUUCAUCUUCAAUCUCACUGGAGUACGCUUGACAGCACGACUUCGAGUGGCAGCUUUCAGCACGAUGUUGAAACAGGAGAUCGGUUGGUUCGAUGACGCAAAGAACGGGGUGGGGGCGCUGUGCUCGCGGCUCGCUGCUGACGCGGCCGGCGUGCAAGGUGAUAAACCAUUUAUGUUUUUCGAACGACUUAAAACGAGGACAGAGGUAUCUACAUCUCUUUAUUUAAGUAAUCUAAAAGUAUCCAAAAGUCCGCCUUUGUACGAUUGUGCAUAAAGAAUUAAAUAAAUAAAAUAAAGAAACAUAAUAUGGUAGAAAUUAAAAUUUGUAACCUGUAAAAUAUCUGAAACGUCUUAAAAUAAUCAAAUAUCAAACUCAUUGUUAUCCGUUAAAAGUAGUUUAUAUAAAUAAAAUUUUAUUUUUGGUCACAUCGCAUCUCAAUAGAAUCUCAACGACAUGCAUCAUACCAUUGUACUGUCCACCUUAAGUCCAAUAUUAUCAAUUCAAUGUCUUCAACAUAAAUGGUGACAGGCAUAUAACAAUAUAGUACGUCAGGUAGAUAGUACUAGUACAACGGCAGAAUGGCAUCAUAGCAAAACUAACGUCAACAAACAGGCCACUGGCACAAGGAUCGGGGCGCUGAUGCAGGCGGCGGCAACCAUCGGGAUCGGCAUAGCGCUGUCGAUGUUCUUUACGUGGAAGAUGACGCUGGUGUCGCUGGUGUCGGUGCCGAUGGUGAUCGUGGCGGUGAUCCUGGAGGGGCGCGUGAUUGCGGAGGGCAUCGCCGCCGUGCGCGCCGCCUCCGACCGCGCCAACACCAUCGCCACGGAGGCCAUCACCAACAUCAGGACCAUCUCUGCGUUCUGUAACUAUACACUACCUUACCAGAUAGCAAUUUGAAUUUAAACUUGUUUCUAACAUGCAACAAGUUUGAUACAUCAAAAAAGAAGACUUGCUUCUAGUUUGCCAGCUGCAGCAACUUGCAGCAAGUUUAAAUCAAACUUUCUAGUUUCAGUGUGACAAACUUGCACUACUUUAGACGUAUCAAAGGUAGUGCAAGUGUACUGACUCGAAUACCUAGCAGGUACUCGCGUACUCGAGUACCUGGACUAGAAUACAGGUUUCGAGGCAAAUAUUACUUUGUGUUUACUAAGAUUUUAUUUACCUUUUUAUCAUUCAAAAAUUCUGGUCGAAAAGCGAUUGCGACUGUAAACUCAGAUCACAGCACAGAGUUUAGCCUAAAAGUCAAAGUAGUUAACUGGAACGGUUAGUUUCGAAUCCCAUAUUAAGAUCACAUUAAACGGCAUAUUACUCAUACAAUCUAACAAUAUAAACUGAUACCGCGAUGCAUUAAAUGAACAGCGCCAUCUAGUUUCGGGCACCUAUGAAGAUGAUGGGUGUAUUACAAAUAAGUAUCUUUGUCAUAACAAUAUUUAAAUAAUAUGGUCGCAAACUUGAAACUUCAUAUUUAACAUAACUAUAUUGCAGCGACAUUGUCACAAACUUGCCUCGUAUAUUCGACGAAGCAAUUUAGAAUCAAAGAAAAAUUAAACUUGCCCCAAGUUAGCAUGCUAUCUGGGUUACUACACUACCUUACUACCUUAACCGUAUAUGUAGACGUGUUCACAUGCAUUAUUUAAAGGAUUUCACUCGAUGGAUGUGGCUCAAACUAUCCUGAUGCUGCUUUUCUUAGUGAUAUUGACGUUGCCAAUAAAGGUCGACACGUCGAUCUCAUGCAUUAUGGUGGUCUUAUAUGAUGAGCACUACUUUCAGUACCCGGGGACAAGGGACGUGUAA
Molecule: messenger RNA, 4428 nt
Organism: Diatraea saccharalis (sugarcane borer)
Lineage: Eukaryota; Metazoa; Arthropoda; Insecta; Lepidoptera; Crambidae
Source: the annotation of a GenBank genome assembly